Nyctereutes procyonoides (raccoon dog) is the source of this 351-nucleotide messenger RNA. RefSeq names its product apolipoprotein C-I-like. The record is from RefSeq and is a predicted model, not a curated record. Gene Ontology annotation, cellular component: extracellular region; high-density lipoprotein particle; very-low-density lipoprotein particle. Gene Ontology annotation, biological process: negative regulation of very-low-density lipoprotein particle clearance; triglyceride metabolic process; negative regulation of lipoprotein lipase activity. Gene Ontology annotation, molecular function: phospholipase inhibitor activity; fatty acid binding. NCBI's taxonomy places the organism in Eukaryota, Metazoa, Chordata, Mammalia, Carnivora, Canidae.
AUGAGGCUCAUCCUGUCGCUCCCGGUUGUGGCGGUGGUUCUGUGGAUGGUCUUGGAAGGCCCAGCCUUGGCCCAGGUGGCCUCACAAAUAACCAGAACUUUGGAGUGCAUCCCAGAUAAGCUGAAGGAGUUUGGUAACAUGGAGGACAAGGCAUGGGAGGCCAUUGAGAGCAUCAAGCUGAGUGGCAUUCCUGCGAAGAUCAGGGACUGGUUUAUGGAGACUUACAAUAAAGUGAAAGAAUGGCUUAAAACUAACUACCUUCUCUUGAGUGCCAGAAGAGCUGCCCCCUCCUCUGUGGCUGUGCCCCAGGAGGAGGCUCCAAAAUUUCCUAUACCCUGGCUCCUGUGCUGA